This is a messenger RNA of Aspergillus pseudonomiae, 969 nucleotides long. RefSeq names its product HMG-box domain-containing protein. The transcript has 4 exons. The record is from RefSeq and is a predicted model, not a curated record. Gene Ontology annotation, molecular function: DNA-binding transcription factor activity, RNA polymerase II-specific; RNA polymerase II cis-regulatory region sequence-specific DNA binding. The coding region runs from base 1 to 969 and encodes 322 amino acids. Lineage: Eukaryota; Fungi; Ascomycota; Eurotiomycetes; Eurotiales; Aspergillaceae. Gene Ontology annotation, biological process: anatomical structure morphogenesis; cell differentiation; negative regulation of transcription by RNA polymerase II.
AUGACGAUGGUACCCAUCGCCAUGAAGACGACCGCGGAGUCGACGGACAAGCUUACAGAGCUGCUUUGGCAGGAUGCUUUGCGUCACCUGGAGUCCACAAAUAAUGAGGUGCUUUUGCCGAUUAAUGUCACGGACAUGAUCGGUCAAAGCAAUGUCGACAAGAUCAGGACUCGUCUCGGGGCUCUUAUCGGUGCUCCUGUGGUGGCUUUUGUCGAUGAGACAAUCAAUGCUCUCCGUGUAAUGCGCACGCCUGCGUUUUCGGGCUCUGUUGUAUCCGUCGCAUCUCAUGACAGAAUUUCGAACUUGGAGAGGGAAAUCACCGAAACAUCUGGUAGAACACAUGGCAAAUCCGCACUACCAGCGAAGUUCAUCAAAGUCCCUCGGCCACCAAAUGCAUUCAUCCUUUAUCGUCAGCAUCACCAUCCCAGAAUCAAGGAAGCAUAUCCCGAUUUCACCAAUAACGAGAUAUCAAUUAUCCUUGGAAAACAAUGGAAGGCCGAGUCCGAAGAGGUCAAAAUGCAAUUCCGCAAUAUGGCGGAAGAACUUAAGAAAAAGCAUGCAGAAGACCAUCCCGAUUACCAUUAUACUCCCCGCAAGCCAUCCGAAAAGAAGCGCCGAGCUUCGUCCCGCCAGUACCCUAAGCCGACCAAACGACAGAAGUCACCGGCCUUGACAAAUGAUACCUCUGAUAGUUCCACGCCGUCGAUGUACUCCGGCAUGCAGUUGGAUAACAUGCCUAUGGAUGCAUCUUUAGAUAAUUUGGGUGAUAUCGACAUCGUGCUCAGCCCUGAUGAGCUUCCUGGAGAUUACGGGCUGCAAUUCGACUCGGGGGCCUUCGAUACUUUUCUCCAGCAAGUACAGAGCGACUGUGGCAAGACAGCCGCUACUUUGUUCCCACAGUUCAACUUCACAGAAAGACCUGUGGGAGAGUCUUUCGAAUUUUCGGAUUUGAUUGCUGACUGCUACUGA